GCUGGCUGUGCCGCACUCUGGAUCUCUACGCCACCGGCAUGCAGAACCACCUGUAGACACGCAGGAUGUUUAACUGGGUGGUGAAAGUGGUCCCCCAACUCCCUGAAGCUCCUGGAACAGAUGACGCUGCCAAGACCCCCGUUGUUUAUUCCACAGGGAAGCGUCCUCCACAGAAAAACACAGACGAGAAUUCAGAGGACAGCCAGGCCCAGACUGGAGUUUUAGGCUGGCUGUCUAAUGGGUUCGUCAGCGCCUUGCCUCAACCUUCUGGUUCCCCUCGACUCAGCAGGUCCAACUCUGACACCAGGUCAGCAGAGGAUGGAGAAAGGUCUGGAGUGAUGGGCUGGGUCACUCAGGGUCUGACCCAGUUGUUGCCUCAGCCUGAUGACAAGUACAAAGAGAUUGAAAACCCUGAAGAACACACCGAGAUCUAUGAGGUAGAAACAAUGCCAGAUUUUGAUCCCCUCCCACACAUUCCAGUGGUGGAGAUUCUGUCAGAUGAUGAGUCUGAGGUAGAGUCUUCUCAGUUCCCACCAAACGUGGUGACCUGGAUAAAGCGGAUGGUCCCUCAGCCAAUUUUGCUGCCCCCUGGUGCUGUACCUAUUGAACAAUCAAGCAAGGCAUCCCUUUCCUCUCUGGACAAAAUUUUGUCUCCACCACCUGAGUCUCUCAGUGGAAUCUCACUGGAUACUGACAGCAAGGCCUCAGCUGUGGUUGGCUGGUUCGUGUCAGGACUGGGCCUGAAGAUGCCUCAGCCCGCACUUCCAUCCAAAGAUAAUGCUGAGGGUGCAGCUGAAGUUCUACAGAAAGCUUCAUCCAAACUCAAACCUGACAUGAUACUAGAAGACGUGGACUCAGACAGCGAGGGCCAGCAGAAACCUAAAGAUCAGCCCAAAGCUGCAGCGCUGUCCACAUCACCGACUCCACCAUCACCGACUCCACCAUCACUGACUCCACCAUCACCAUCACCGACAGCAAACCAACAAUCUCAAGAAGAUGCUGAGACCCAGACGGGCCGCUGGACGCCGUUCAUCGAAAACAUCAAGAAGGAGGCUGAAGGUGUUGCUAUGGCUACCAUGGAGGAGCGUCUGCUGCAGGAGCGCGUGGAGAUGGUACGUAUGGCUGAAGAGGUGGCCAGAGAGACAGCUGAGAUGGCCAUUAGACAGAUGGCCAGUGAGGGGCAGUCCAUUAAUCUCUCACUGGGGAGUAGAGAACUGCUGCAGGAGGAGCCUGACGCCGAGCUGCCAGUGCCACAAGAAGAGGAGAGCACAGUGGACCACAGUAAAGUCACAGAAACAGAACAGAGCCUUCCUGAGGAGCCUGAGGAACCUAUCAAUGAGGAACCAGAGCCGCCAGAGGAAGCAGAGCCACAGCAGACCUCCCCCUCUCCACCUCCAAGACCUGAACCAGUUAACAUCUCUGAGCCGGAGCCUGAAUCAGAAUCAGAACCAGAAGCAGAACCAGAGACCAAGACCCAGGAAGCCAACUCAGAAGCUGAGCCUGUAACGCAGCAGCCGCAGAAAGCAAAGGAAGACGGUCAAAGCCCUGACGCUGACAAAGCUGGUGAAAAGGAGGAGGAAGCUACUGGGGACGACUGUGGUGCUCCCAUCAGCUGUGAUGCAUUUAAGAGCUGCCUGAUGCGCAUUCCUCACACCUCCGAGUGCCUCGGCAACAUCAACGCGUUCUUCAAAGAGAACGGCAUCUCCAUUCCCAAAAUACCCUCCAUGCCUAAGCUACCCACCCAGCUCUCUGAUGUUACCACGCUCUUACCCACCCUCCCCCCUGAAUUGCGCCAAGAGCUCUCCCAGAUCCGACUCACGCAGAUCCCCAGAAAUAUCGCCCAGACUAUGCCUAAAAAACAACAACAACAACAACAACAACAACAACAACAGCAAAAACAGAAGCAAGACAAGAAUCAGCAAGAUGUUGAACUGAACCGGCUCGUCCGACACUCCCCUCUUCCUCCUCCUCACCAUCCGCAGCUCCGGUCCCGCUCCCCGUCUCCAUCCUCCCCCAAUGGUAGCGCCCUCGAAUUGCCCAACGUCCCGUCCUACCCACGCCUGCCACCAAUUGUCAGCCCCCCAUCAAAGCAGCUCAACUCAGCGUCCCGCCAGCUGUCAGGUCUCUCUAACCCGGCGUUCUUCAUUGAAGAUGACUCAGACAUUGCAGCAUUGAGACCCACAGAGAGCUCUAGCCUCAGCCUUCGUCCAGCUGUCAAUGUAGAGGAUGUCGACUCGGACCAAGAGAAAGGAGGGGAAGGAGGAGGAGGAGGAGGAGGAGGAGGAGGAGGGGAGGAACAGAGCAAUAUCCCCCAAAUCCUCACCCUUCAGGACCCCAAACUCACAACCCUCACUGUCCCUGUGACCCCCUCCGGAGGUCGUCAAAGUAAAGGAGAUAAAGAUAGUGGAAGGCAUCGUCGGUCUAUCUGGACAAAGAUUAGGACCCUUCAAUCUCAAAGUGAAGAUGAUGAUGAUGAAGGAGGCAUGCCAGUCAGAGCCUGGCCCAGCCAGUCCAGCCUGCACAAUUCAGAUGACAUACUGAAAGAACGUCCAGCAUCUUCAGCCAGUCAGACCAGUACGGUGGUCAACGAGCGUCUUCAGGAGCUGGUCAGGAUGUUUAAAGAGAGAACAGAGAAAGCGAAGGAGAAACUCAUUGAGCCUGACAGCUCAGAUGAAGACAGCAUCAUCCCCUCUCCUCCUCAGGCUGCAGCUCCUCAGCCUGCUCCUGGAGCUCAGCCAGUGGACGAGAGAGAGAAGGAGGCACAAGCAGGUCCAUCAGGAGGAGGAAGGGGAGGAGGAGGAGGAGGAGGAGUGGAGAGUGGGGCAGAUGAGGAGCAGUCUAGCCGCUGCUGCAAGGUGAAAACUCCUCGGUGGAUACGAGCUUGUAUGCACUACCGCUUCCCUGCCAGCAUCGACCCUUUCACCAACCUAAUGUACGUGCUGUGGAUGUUUUUGGUCUGUCUGGCGUGGAACUGGAACGCGUGGUUCAUCCCAGUGCGCUCGGCCUUCCCUUACCAGACUCCAGACAACAUUUAUUACUGGCUGCUGACCGACUACCUGUGUGAUCUCAUUUACAUCCUGGACAUCACCAUCUUUCAGCCGCGCCUGCAGUUUGUUCGUGGAGGGGACAUAGUGUGUGACAAAAAAGACAUGAGAAAGAAUUACAUGACAACCAAACGAUUCAAAUUUGAUGUUGCCAGUCUUGUUCCCCUGGAGCUUUUCUACUUUAAAACUGGCAUCAACCCUCUCCUUCGCUUACCCAGGCUGCUGAAGAUCAACUCCUUCAUUGAGUUCAAUGAACGUCUAGAGGCCAUCUUGACCAAAGCCUACAUCUACAGGGUGAUCCGCACCACCACCUAUCUCCUUUACUGUCUCCACUGUAAUGCCUGUCUUUACUACUGGGGCUCUGCCUACACAGGACUAGGAUCAACCAAGUGGGUGUACAAUGGCGAAGGCAACAGCUACAUUCGCUGUUACUACUUUGCGGUGAAGACCCUGAUCACCAUUGGCGGUCUGCCAGACCCCACCACGCUGUUCGAGAUUGUCUUCCAACUCAUCAACUACUUUGUUGGAGUCUUUGCCUUCUCUAUCAUGAUUGGACAGAUGCGUGACGUGGUUGGUGCAGCUACAGCAGGUCAGACCUACUACCGCACAUGUAUGGACAACACUAUCAAAUACAUGUCCUCCUAUCGCAUACCCAAAGAGGUGCAGAACCGUGUCAAAACCUGGUACAACUACACCUGGCAAUCACAGGGCAUGCUGGAUGAGCAGGACCUGCUCACUCAGUUGCCAGAUAAAAUGCGUUUGGACAUUGCUAUAGACGUCAACUACUCCAUUGUCAGCAAAGUCCCUCUUUUUCAGGGUUGUGACAGACAGAUGAUCUUUGACAUGCUGAAAAGCCUACGCUCUGUUGUUUACCUGCCUGGGGAUUAUGUCUGCAAAAAGGGCGAGGUGGGUCGGGAGAUGUACAUCAUAAAGGCUGGGGAGGUGCAGGUGGUUGGAGGACCGGAUGGGAAGACAGUGUUUGUCACUCUCAGAGGAGGAUCUGUCUUCGGAGAGAUCAGUUUGCUCGCAGUAGGCGGGGGUAACAGGCGCACGGCAAAUGUAAUCGCCCACGGAUUUGCCAAUCUAUUCAUCCUCGACAAGAAAGACCUGAAUGAGAUCCUGGUCCACUACCCCGAGUCCAAGAAACUGCUCCGCAAGAAGGCCAGGAAGAUGCUAAACAAGGGAAAGAAACCUGAGCCCAAAGAAGAGGCGAAGGAUCCCCCUCAGGUCCCGGCAGCCCCUGUUAGACCAGAAACCCCCAAACUGCUGAGAGCAGCCCUGGAGAUGACACAGAAAUCCUCUGGACUUAAAGGAGCUCUGGCUAAAGUCAAAGAGAAGACUCGCAAGUCCAUUGUCUCAUUACAGCCCUCUUUCUCCUCCUCCCUGCCUCCUCCAUCCCCCACCUCCAGCUCCGGACCUGACAGGGACGUGGACACACCAUCACCCGUCUCUAUCAGCUCCGCAACGCUUCGCUCUACCUCCCAUUGCCCCGACCACAACAACUCUGCGAUGCCACACUCUGCAUCAAGGGGCCACGGUGACGCAGACGAAAUGCUCGCCGCGGACCAAAGAGAAGAGGGCGUCAGCGGGGUUGAAGGGACCGAGGGGGGGAAGAGGAAAGAAAAGAAGUCGUGAUAAUUAAGAGAGAAACAGGUGACAAUCCCAUAGAGGAGAAGGGAAAUCGGAGUGAUCAAAGGGGAAAGAAGAAAUGCUCUCUUUAAAGGGUAAAUAGAGGGUAUGUCAGCUAUAAAUUGACAGAAUGGUGUAAAGAAAGAGAGAAGAGGUGUUGUUAAUGAACAUGUACACAACUGCUAUGUCUGGACGUCAACCUGAUCUGCUAGUGGGAGUUGUGUGGGACAGCAUGAAUGCAAAAAGAUCAAGGUAGUACUGUAUUCCACUCUGACCUAUGACCCCUAACCCAUUUUAUUAGUUAUAGCCUUGGAGCCCACUAUAUCUCAAAUAUCAUCAACAUAACAUUAGCUGUCGUUUGAUGAGCUGUGCUAACCAUUAGAAGUUCUUUCAACCUCCACACAUUGUGUUUAUCUUCAUUAAUCUCAUUAGAUCAUCGAAUGUAAGAGCAAGCCACUCCUCACCUGGUUAACUCUUCAGAAUUCAAGCACAUCUUCAUCAUCUACACUGAAUUCAAAUGUAGCUAUGACGAUGAGUGGAUUGUGUGUGGGGUGGCAUCGUCAGGCCAUAACUGUGAACUUAGAUCAGUCCUUUCUACAGAACUGAACUUCUUGUCUAUCCAAAAUGUUUUUGCUGUUGUUGUCUGCUGACUGUUGGAUUCUUUUGGAAACUUGAAAUAACAAUUUGCCUUACAUGUUUUGUCAUUUCCCUUUGUGUUUUGUUGGUGUGAGUAUAGCUUGCACUGAUGAUGUAUUUACAAGUGGGUCUGAACAACAGCACAGACCUGGUAGACCUGUAUUUAAGGUUGUAACAACAUGAUCUUCUGUUUCUCCAUCAUGAGAUAUGUUUCAAAUAAUGUUGACAGGUCAUUGCAAAGUCAGCACAUGUUAUUGUACGUAGAUUUUCCGUCUUUGACUGUCAUAGCUUUAAGCAUUAUGAGCUAAAACAUCACCUAGCCUCUUGUUACCUCCAACACUGGCAUUCACAUGCUAAUCAAUGCAAUCACUACUCACUAACGUAACAAUGUAGCCAUCACUACAUGUAAUACCAUUGUUUUACAUAUUGUAUAACUAUAAUUAACAAUAUUAUGUUCAUGUUUUCUUCUGUUUGUUUUGUAAAAUAAUGUAAAUAUAUUUGUUUUUUGAAAUUUAGAUGAAUCACACGUUCAUUUAAGGUUACUGUCCUGCUUUGUAGUGCUGUGACAUGUACAUACAUUCUAAUGAUGCUAAAUAUUUAAUUUGUUCUGUAAAUGUGAUAAGGACUAAGUAAUGAUGAGAGAUUUAAUGUGUUUGUGUAGAUGAUUUAUUGUAUCGAUAAAGCCUCAGAAGAAGAGCCCAUAGACCAGCUAACCCUCCAGACAAUCUGUAGACAGGAUGUCAAUGUUGCUUCUCCUUUAUGGUGUUGUGUGUGUGCAUGUGUGUGGUGAGAGGGGAGAAGUGUGUGUGUAUUAUAAUGCCCUUAACAUUUUGUCACAGAUGUAUGCCUGUCUUUUGUGAAUAAAUGACCUGUUUCA
Messenger RNA from Anarrhichthys ocellatus (wolf-eel), 6186 nucleotides. Its product is annotated as cyclic nucleotide-gated cation channel beta-1. Gene Ontology annotation, cellular component: photoreceptor outer segment; plasma membrane; intracellular cyclic nucleotide activated cation channel complex. NCBI's taxonomy places the organism in Eukaryota, Metazoa, Chordata, Actinopteri, Perciformes, Anarhichadidae. The record is from RefSeq and is a predicted model, not a curated record. The coding region runs from base 66 to 4679 and encodes 1537 amino acids. Gene Ontology annotation, biological process: retina homeostasis; monoatomic cation transmembrane transport. Gene Ontology annotation, molecular function: protein-containing complex binding; cGMP binding; intracellularly cGMP-activated cation channel activity. The transcript has 39 exons.